UAGCUCACUUGUUAGCCUCCCUGGCGACCCUUUACUCCUUCCGUCAACGCUUCUUUCUGUUGAGCCCCUUUAUCUUCCUCUCCCUUCUCCCUGGGCUGGUGGAACUAUUGCUAGAAGAGCUGGAGCAUGGAAGCACUGCAGGGGUCCUGUGGUGACAGGUGUCCUGGAUCCUCCUUACUAACUCAGUACUGUCAUUGGAGAACAAUGCUGGGCCUCGAAGUAGAGGAAAAACUACGGUGGAUGAUGAAGAUAGCAUGGACGGGCUGGAGACAACAGAAGCAGAAAAUAUCGUGGAAACAGCAGAAGUCAAAGAACAGUCUGCAGAAGAGGAUGCUGAAGCAGAAGUGGAUAGCAGCAAGCAGCCAGCCUCAGCUCUUCAGCGAUCCAUGUCUGAGGACUCUGCAAAUUCCCUCGUCUCUGUUGGUGUAGAAGCCAAAAUCAGUGAACAACUCUGUGCUUUUUGUUAUUGUGGGGAAAAAAGUUCCUUAGGACAAGGAGAUUUAAAGCAAUUCAGAGUAACACCUGGAUUUAUCUUGCCAUGGAAAAACCAGACUUCCAACAGGGACAUUGAUGACAACAGCAGUGGGACCUAUGAGAAAAUACAAAAUUCAGCUCCACGUCGACAGAGAGGACCGAGAAAAGAGCGAUCUUCUCCUCAGAGUACAGUGUCUUGUGUAAGUGUAAGCACCCAGACAGCUUCAGAUGAUCAGGCCGGUAAAUUGUGGGAUGAACUCAGUCUGGUUGGCCUUCCAGAUGCCAUUGAUGUCCAAGCCUUAUUUGAUCCUACAGGCACUUGUUGGGCUCAUCGUCGUUGUGUGGAGUGGUCCCUGGGAGUGUGCCAGGUGGAAGAACCAUUGUUAGUGAAUGUGGACAAAGCUGUUGUCUCAGGGAGCACAGAACGAUGUGCAUUUUGUAAGCACCUUGGAGCCAGUAUCAAAUGCUGUGAAGAGAAAUGUACCCAGAUGUACCAUUAUCCCUGUGCUGCAGGAGCCGGCACCUUUCAGGACUUCAGCCACUUUUUCCUUCUUUGUCCAGAACACAUUGACCAAGCUCCUGAAAGAUCAAAGGAAGAUGCAAACUGUGCAGUGUGCGACAGCCCGGGAGACCUCUUAGAUCAGUUCUUUUGUACCACUUGUGGUCAGCACUAUCAUGGAAUGUGCCUGGAUAUAGCGGUUACUCCAUUAAAACGGGCAGGUUGGCAAUGUCCUGAGUGCAAAGUGUGCCAGAACUGCAAACAAUCGGGAGAAGAUAGCAAGAUGCUAGUGUGUGAUACGUGUGACAAAGGGUAUCAUACUUUUUGUCUUCAACCAGUUAUGAAAUCAGUACCAACCAAUGGCUGGAAAUGCAAAAAUUGCAGAAUAUGUGUAGAGUGUGGCACACGAUCUAGUUCUCAGUGGCAUCACAAUUGCCUGAUAUGUGACACUUGUUACCAACAGCAGGAUAAUUUAUGUCCUUUUUGUGGAAAGUGCUACAAUCCAGAAUUGCAGAAAGACAUGCUCCAUUGUAAUAUAUGCAAGAGAUGGGUUCACUUAGAAUGUGACAAGCCAACAGAACAUGAACUGGACUCUCAGCUCAAAGAAGAGUAUAUCUGCAUGUAUUGUAAACACUUAGAAGCUGAGAUGGAUCCCUUACAGCCAGGAGAUGGAGUAGAGAUGGCAGAACUCACUUCAGAUUAUAACAAUGAAAUGGAAAUCGAAGGGUCCGAAGAUCACCAGAUGGUAUUUCUGGAGCAAGCAGUUGAUAAAGAUAUCACUGAUCAGGAAUCCACACCUGGAAUUGUUCCAGAUGUUCAAGUCCACACUGAAGAGCAGCAGAAAAAUAAUCCUCCAGAAAGUCUUGAUACAGAUGAUCUUCUCAUUUCGGAGUCAUCCCACAAUAAAAUGAAUGCUGAAUUGGAAAAUGAGAUUUCUUAUGAAAUUGGUGGUGAAAAAUUGGAAAUGCCAUCCAAAGUGAUGCAUAUUCAAGAUGAAGAUCAAAGUGAAGAAAAAAUGGAAGUGACAGAAAACAGUGAAGUUCUCCCACACCAGACCAUUGUACAGCAAAAGGAGCUGCCAUUGUUAGAGGAAUCUAAGAUGGUGGAGUCCAAAGAAGAACCAAGGCUUCCAAACUCAGUCAUUGAAUCUAUCACCGGUCCACGAGAAGCUUUAGUGUCCUCAAGCGAGGAAAGUACUUCAUUGAAUUCUAAGGAACAGUUGGUUAUAGAAAGGUUACAAGAAAAAAUAGAACAGAAAGAAAAUCCUGAAUUUACCCCUGGGUUUAUGGACUUUGAAAUGACUCCUGCAGUGGAGAGUUGUAUCAGAGAGGGUUCAUGUCAAGGUGACAAAUCUGUGAAGUUAUCAACUGAGACUGUGGCAGCAUUUUCAUCAUCAGCAGGAACAAGCAAGGCAAGCUUGUCUUCCUCUCCAGCCCUUGCUUCAGACUUGCCUUCUCAUGCCAUGCUGCAUGGGUACCCACCGACCCUCAGUUCCUCCGCUGGAAAUAUCAUGCCAACAACGUACAUCUCGGUCACUCCCAAAAUUGGCAUGGGUAAACCAGCUAUUACCAAAAGAAAGUUUUCUCCUGGUAGACCCAGAUCCAAACAGGGGGCUUGGAGUACCCAUAAUACAGUGAGCCCACCUUCCUGGUCCCCAGACAUUUCAGAAGGUCGGGAAAUUUUUAAACCCAGGCAGCUUCCUGGCAGUGCCAUUUGGAGCAUCAAAGUGGGCCGGGGCUCUGGAUUCCCAGGCAAGCGGAGGCCUCGAGGUGCAGGCCUGUCAGGACGAGGUGGCAGAGGCAGGUCCAAAUUAAAAGGUGGACUCGGAGCUGUUGUUCUACCUGGGGUGUCUACUGCAGAUAUUUCAUCAAAUAAGGAUGAAGAAGAAAACUCUAUGCACAAUACAGUUGUGUUGUUUUCUAGUAGUGACAAGUUCACUUUGCAUCAGGAUAUGUGUGUGGUUUGUGGCAGUUUUGGUCAAGGAGCAGAAGGACGACUACUUGCUUGUUCUCAAUGUGGUCAGUGUUAUCAUCCAUACUGUGUCAGUAUUAAGAUCACUAAAGUGGUUCUCAGCAAAGGCUGGAGGUGUCUGGAAUGUACUGUGUGUGAGGCCUGUGGGAAGGCGACUGACCCAGGAAGACUCCUGCUGUGUGAUGACUGUGACAUAAGUUACCAUACCUACUGCCUGGACCCACCUUUGCAAACAGUUCCUAAAGGAGGCUGGAAGUGCAAAUGGUGUGUUUGGUGCAGACACUGUGGAGCUACAUCUGCAGGUCUGAGAUGUGAAUGGCAGAACAAUUACACACAGUGUGCCCCCUGUGCCAGCUUGUCUUCCUGCCCAGUCUGCUAUCGAAACUACAGAGAAGAAGACCUUAUUCUGCAGUGCAGACAAUGUGAUAGAUGGAUGCACGCAGUUUGUCAAAACUUAAAUACUGAGGAGGAAGUGGAAAAUGUAGCAGACAUUGGUUUUGAUUGUAGCAUGUGCAGACCCUAUAUGCCUGCGUCAAAUGUGCCUUCCUCAGACUGCUGCGAAUCUUCACUGGUAGCACAAAUUGUCACAAAAGUAAAAGAGCUAGAUCCACCUAAGACCUACACCCAGGAUGGCGUGUGUUUGACUGAAUCAGGGAUGACUCAGUUACAGAGCCUCACAGUUACAGUUCCAAGAAGAAAACGGUCAAAACCAAAAUUGAAAUUGAAGAUUAUAAAUCAGAAUAGUGUGGCUGUUCUUCAGACCCCUCCAGACAUCCAGUCAGAGCAUUCAAGGGAUGGUGAAAUGGAUGAUAGUCGAGAAGGAGAACUUAUGGAUUGUGAUGGAAAAUCAGAAUCUAGUCCUGAGCGAGAAGCUGUGGAUGACGAAGCAAAGGGAGUAGAAGGAACAGAUGGUGUCAAAAAGAGAAAAAGGAAGCCAUACAGACCAGGCAUUGGUGGAUUCAUGGUACGGCAAAGAAGUCGAACUGGGCAAGGAAAAACCAAAAGAUCCGUGAUCAGAAAAGAUUCCUCAGGCUCUAUUUCUGAGCAGUUACCUAGCAGAGAUGAUGGCUGGAGUGAGCAAUUACCAGAUGCCCUACUUGAUGAAUCUGUUUCUGUUGCUGAAAGCACUGAAAAAAUAAAGAAGAGAUACCGAAAAAGGAAAAAUAAGCUUGAAGAAACAUUCCCUGCCUACUUACAAGAAGCUUUCUUUGGAAAAGAUCUUCUGGAUACAAGUAGACAAAACAAGCUGAGUUUAGAUAAUCUAGCAGAAGAUGCAGCUCAGCUUUCCUAUAAAACAAACAUGAACACAGGUUUCUUGGAUCCUUCCUUAGAUCCACUACUUAGUUCAUCCUCAGCUCCAUCAAAACCUGGAACUCAGGGUUCUGCUGAUGACCCUCUAGCUGAUAUCUCUGAAGUCUUAAACACAGACGAUGACAUUCUUGGAAUGAUCUCAGAUGACCUAGCAAAGUCGGUUGAUCGUUCAGGUCUUGAUUUAUGCACUUUCCAGGUUGACAGCUCACCUUUUCCAUUUGAUAUUGGUCCUAUUGCUGAUGAUCCUUCCUCUUUGCCUCAGCCAAGCAUUGGUCAGAGUUCACGACCGUUAAGUGAGGAGCAGCUAGAUGGAAUCCUCAGUCCUGAGCUAGACAAAAUGGUCACAGAUGGUAAAAUAUUUGCCCUACAUCUAGGCUUUCUAAAAGACAUGAGAGCAAUUCUUGGAAAGUUAUAUAAAAUUCCAGAGCUGGGAGGAAAGGAUGUUGAGGACUUGUUCACUGCGGUACUUAGCCCCGUGACCACUCAGCCCCCUCCAUUACCACAGCCUCCCCCUGCACCACAGCUCUUGCCAGUACACAAUCAGGAUGUGUUUUCACGGAUGCCACUCAUGAAUGGCCUUAUUGGACCCAGUCCUCAUCUCCCACACAGUUCUUUGCCUCCUGGAAGUGGAUUGGGAACUUUCUCUGCUAUAGCACAAUCCCCUUAUGCUGAUACCAGGGAUAAAAAUCCAGCAUUUAAUCCAAUAGCAAGUGAUCCUAACAGCUCUUGGACACCAUCAGCUCCCCCUGUGGAGGGAGAAAAUGACACAAUGUCGAAUGCCCAGAGGAGUACACUUAAGUGGGAGAAAGAGGAAGCUCUGGGUGAAAUGGCAACAGUGGCACCAGUUCUCUACACAAAUAUUAACUUCCCCAAUUUAAAGGAAGAAUUCCCUGACUGGACUACUCGAGUGAAGCAAAUUGCUAAGUUGUGGAGAAAAGCAAGCUCUCAGGAGAGAGCUCCAUAUGUGCAAAAAGCCAGAGAUAACAGAGCUGCUUUACGUAUUAAUAAAGUCCAGAUGUCUAAUGAUUCCAUGAAAAGGCAGCAGCAGCAAGAUUGCAUCGAUCCCAGCUCUCGCAUCGAUUCAGAUCUUUUUAAAGAUCCAUUAAAGCAAAGAGAAUCAGAACAUGAACAGGAAUGGAAAUUUAGACAGCAAAUGCGUCAGAAAAGUAAGCAGCAAGCUAAGAUUGAAGCCACACAAAAAUUAGAACAAGUUAAAAAUGAGCAGCAGCAGCAACAGCAGCAGCAACAACAGCAGCAGCAGCAGCAGCAGCAGCAGCAGCAGCUUAGUUCCCAGCACCUUCUGGUGCCAUCUGGGUCUGAUACUCCAAGCAGUGGGGUCCAAAGUCCCUUGACACCUCAGCCUGGCAAUGGAAACAUGUCUCCUGCACAGGCAUUCCAUAAAGACCUGUUCUCAAAACAGCUGCCUGGUAUCCCUGCUUCCACACCUUCAGAUGAUGUGUUUGUCAAGCCGCAAGCUCCACCCCCUCCUCCAGCCCCGUCUCGGGUACCCAUUCAGGAGAGUCUUUCUCAGUCUCAGACUUCUCAGCCACCUUCUCCACAAAUGUUUUCUCCUGGGUCUUCUAGCUCCCGACCACCAUCUCCAUUGGAUCCUUAUGCAAAAAUGGUUGGUACCCCUAGACCCCCUCCUGGGGGACAUAGCUUUCCCAGAAGAAAUUCUGUCACACCGGUGGAAAACUCUGUGCCUUUAUCAUCCGUACCAAGGCCCAUUCAGAUGAGUGAGACCACAGCCAGUAGGCCACCCCCAGCCAGAGAUCUGUGUUCUUCUUCUACAACAAUUAGUGACCCCUAUGCAAAACCUCCAGACACCCCUAGGCCUUUAAUGACAGAUCAGUUUCCCAAACCUUUGGGCCCAUCCCGGUCUCCUGUAGUUUCAGAACAAACUGCAAGAGGUCCUCCAGCAGGUGGAACCAGUGAUCACUUUACUAAACCCUCCCCUAGGGCGGAUACGUUUCAAAGACCACGGGUACCUGACCCGUAUGCACGACCUUUGCUAACACCAACACCACUUGAUAGUGGUCCUGGACCUUUUAAGACUCCACUGCACCCUCCUCCAUCCUCUCAGGAUCCUUAUGGGUCAGUAUCCCAGGCAUCAAGGCGACUGUCUGUCGACCCUUAUGAAAGGCCUGCCUUGACACCAAGACCUGUAGAUAAUUUUUCUCAUAGUCAGUCAAAUGAUCCAUAUAGCCAACCUCCCCUAACUCCACAUCCAGCAGUGAAUGAAUCUUUUCCCCAUUCUUCAAGGGCUUUUUCUCAGCCUGGAACCAUAUCAAGGUCAGCAUCUCAGGACCUGUAUUCCCAGUCCCCAGGAACUCCGCGACCUGUAGAUUCUUAUUCCCAACCCUCAGGAACUGCUCGGUCCAAUGCAGACCCUUAUUCUCAACCUCCUGGAACUCCUCGGCCUACCACCAUUGACCCAUAUACUCAGCAGCCACCAACACCCAGGCCAUCUGCACAGACAGAAGUGUUUGUUACACCUGCAGCUAAUCAAAGGCACUCUGAUCCGUAUGCUCAUCCUCCUGGAACACCAAGACCUGGAAUUUCUGUUCCCUACUCUCAGCCACCAGCAACACCAAGACCAAGGACUUCAGAGGGUUUUACUAGGUCCUCAGGUACAAGACCAGCCCUCAUAUCAAAUCAGGAUCCUUUCCUGCAAGCAGCACAACACAGAGCACCAGCCUUACCUGGCCCUUUGGUAAGGCCACCUGAUACAUGUUCCCAAACACCUAGGCCACCUGGACCUGGCCUUGCAGACUCAUUCAGCCGUGUUUCCCCAUCUGCUGUUCGCGAUCCCUAUGAUCAACCUCCAAUGACUCCAAGGCCUCAGUCUGACUCUUUUGGAACUGGUCAAGUUACUCGUGAUGUUGCUGACCAGCCGGGGCCUGGGUCAGAGGGAAGCUUCAGCACAUCUGUAGACUCUCCCAUGAGUUCCCAAGGCCAGCAGUUUUCUGGUGUCUCCCAGGUUGCUGGACCUGCACCAACUUCGGGGGGAACUGACACACAGAACACUGUAAAUAUGUCUCAAGCAGAUGCAGAGAAGCUGAGACAGCGGCAGAAACUACGUGAAAUCAUCCUGCAGCAGCAGCAGCAAAAGAAGAUUGCUAGUCGACAGGAGAAGGGGCCUCAGGAUGCACCUGGAGUGCCUGCCCCGGUGUCCCUUCCUCACUGGCAACCAGAGAGUAUCAACCAGGCUUUCACUCGGCCUCCACCCCCUUAUCCUGGGAACAUUCGAUCACCUGUUAUCCCUCCUGUCGGACCUAGAUAUGCUAUUUUCCCCAAAGAUCAGCGUGCUCCCUAUCCUCCUGAUGUUCCUGGUAUGGGGAUGAGGCCACAUGGAUUUAGAUUUGGAUUUCCAGGAGGGAGUCAUGGUACGGUAUCCAGUCAGGACCGAUUCCUAGUGCCUCCUUCACAAAUAGCAGGAGCUGGAGUUCCUCCGCAUCUGAGAAGAUCAAUGUCUGUAGAAAUGCCUGGACCUUUAAAUAACUCGCAGAUGAAUAAUCCGGUUGGACUUCCUCAGCAUUUUCCACCACAGAACCUGCCAGUUCAGCAGCAUAAUAUACUGGGCCAGGCAUUUAUUGAAUUGAGGCAUAGGGCCCCAGAUGGAAGACCACGACUGCCCUUCCCUGCUUCUGGCAAUGUUAUAGAGCCACCUUCUCAUCCCAGACAUGGAAACUUCAUUCCUCGUCCAGACUUCCCAGGCCCAAGACACACAGACUCCAUGAGACGACCUCCCCAGGGUCUACCUCAUCAGCUCCCUGUGCAUCCAGAUUUGGAGCCAGUGCCUCCACCUCAGCAGGAACAGGGCCACCCUGCCCAUCCAUCUUCUGUGGUCAUGAGACCUCUGGGUCAUUCCUUGGGUGGAGGGUAUUCUGAGGCUCCCUUGACAGCAACUGUGACAGCUGAAAGAGCACCUGGUAAUGUACAAAUGGCCAGUCGGUCUUCUGAUGGUUUGGAGGAAAAACUUGAUUCUGAUGACCCUUCUGUGAAAGAACUGGAUGUUAAAGACCUUGAGGGGGUUGAAGUCAAAGAUUUGGAUGAUGAAGAUCUUGAAAAUUUAAAUUUAGAUCCAGAGGAUGGCAAAGGAGAUGAAUUGGAUACUUUAGAUAAUUUGGAAACUAAUGAUCCCAACCUGGAUGAUCUCUUAAGGUCAGGAGAGUUUGAUAUCAUUGCAUACACAGAUCCAGAACUUGACCUAGGAGACAAGAAGAGUAUGUUUAAUGAGGAACUAGACCUUAAUGUUCCAAUUGAUGAUAAAUUAGAUAAUCAGUGUGUAUCUGAACCAAAAAAAAAGGAGCAAGAAGACAAAGCUGUGGUUCUUUCUGAUAACCAUUUGCCACAGAAAAAAUCCACUGUUACCAAUGAGAUAAAAACAGAAGUCCUAUCUCCAAAUUCUAAAGAGGAAACCAAAUGUGAAACUGAGCAAAGCGAUGAGGCUAAAGAUGCUCUGGUUACUCCCAGCCCCCAAGCUUCUGCUCACACAGACCUGAAUGAUGGGGAAAAGAAUCCUUUGCCAUCUUCUGAUUCAGACCUACUUGAGAAAAGAAGUAAUCAAGAAACUGCUGGCUCCAGUGCAAGUGUUAUCCAAGGAUCUGCGUCACUGCCAGCUCAAGAUGUGGUGAACUCUUGUGACAUCACUGGAUCAACUCCAGUUCUCUCAAGUUUGCUUGCUCAUGAAAAAUCUGAUAAUUUGGACAUGAGGUCUUUGGGGUCUCCCCCACCAACGCUGCCAGCCUCACCCUCCAGUCGUGUGUCGAGCCUGCCUCCUACUUUAGUGGCACCACCUGGCCCUGUUCUGGAUAAUGCUGUGAAUUCUAAUGUGACUGUGGUCUCCAGGGUGAACCAUGCUUUUCCUCAGGGGGUACAGGUAAAUCCAGGAUUUAUUCCAGGUCAGUCAUCAGUUAACCACAAUUUGGGGACAGGAAAACCUGCAAAUCAGACUGUGCCUCUCACAAGUCAGUCUGGUCCCAGUGGCAUAUCAGGACCCCAGCAGCUUAUGAUUCCUCAAACAUUAGCCCAGCAGAAUAGAGAGAGGCCCCUCCUCCUUGAAGAGCAGCCCCUGCUUCUACAAGAUCUUCUGGAUCAGGAGCGGCAAGAACAGCAGCAGCAAAGACAGAUGCAAGCCAUGAUUCGGCAGCGCUCAGAACCAUUCUUUCCUAAUAUUGAUUUUGAUGCAAUUACAGAUCCUAUAAUGAAAGCCAAAAUGGUGGCCCUCAAAGGCAUAAACAAAGUGAUGGCACAGAGCACUCUAGGCAUGCCACCAAUGGUGAUGAGCAGGUUCCCCUUCAUGGGCCCACCAGUGGCUGGAGCACAGGGCAGUGAAGGACAGAACCUGGUUCCUCAGGCUGUUGCCCAGGAUGGCAGUAUAACACAUCAGAUUUCUAGGCCUAAUCCUCCAAAUUUUGGUCCAGGCUUUGUCAAUGACUCACAACGUAAACAGUAUGAAGAAUGGCUUCAGGAGACCCAGCAGCUUCUUCAGAUGCAGCAGAAGUAUCUUGAAGAACAAAUUGGUGCACAUAGAAAAUCUAAGAAGGCCCUUUCAGCUAAACAGCGCACUGCCAAGAAGGCAGGGCGAGAAUUCCCAGAAGAGGAUGCAGAGCAGCUCAAGCAUGUUACUGAGCAGCAAAGCAUGGUUCAGAAGCAGCUGGAGCAGAUUCGUAAACAACAGAAAGAGCAUGCUGAGUUGAUUGAAGAUUAUCGGAUCAAGCAGCAGCAGCAGCAGCAGUGUGCACUGGGACCCCCCAUCCUAAUGCCUGGUGUCCAGCCCCAACCAACCCUGGUUCCAGGUGCCACUCCACCCACCAUGAGCCAACCUAACUUCCCCAUAGUGCCACAGCAGCUGCAGCACCAGCAGCACACAGCCGUCAUCCCUGGCCACGCUAGCCCUGCUCGAAUGCCCAGUCUACCUGGCUGGCAACCUACCAAUGCUCCUGCUCACCUGCCCCUCAAUCCUCCUCGGAUUCAGCCCCCAAUUGCCCAAAUACCAAUGAAACCUUGCACAUCAGCCCCAGGUACAGUGUCCAAUGCAAACCCACAGAGUGGGCCACCACCACGAGUCGAAUUUGAUGAUAACAACCCUUUCAGUGAAAGUUUUCAAGAACGGGAGCGGAAGGAACGUUUACGAGAACAGCAGGAAAGACAAAGAAUCCAGUUGAUGCAAGAAGUAGACAGACAGAGAGCUUUGCAGCAGAGGAUGGAAAUGGAGCAGCAUGGCCUGAUGGGCACUGAGCUGGCCUGCAGGACAUCUGUGAACCAGGUUCCAUUCUAUGGUUCUGACCGUCCUUGCGAUUUUAUGCAGCCUCCACGACCCCUUCAGCAGUCUCCACAACACCAACAGCAGAUGGGGCAGGUUUUACAGCAGCAGAAUGUACAACACAGAUCUGUUAAUUCACCCCCCACCCAAAAUUUUACUCAAACCAAUGAACGAAGACAGGUGGUACCUCCCUCAUUUGUUCCUGAUUCACCGUCUGUUCCUAGUGGAAGCCCCAGCUUCCAUUCUGUUAAGCAGGGGCAUGGAAGUCUUUCUGGAACCACCUUGCAGCAGUCCCCAUUGAGGCCCCCAUUCACCCCUGCUUUACCAGUAACACCUCCAGUAGCAAACAGCGGCCUCCCCUGUGGCCCAGACCCUACCAUAACCCAUGGACAGAGUUAUCCGGGAUCAACUCAAUCUCUCAUUCAGUUGUACUCUGAUAUAAUCCCAGAAGAAAAAGGGAAGAAGCGCAGAACAAGGAAGAAGAAGAAAGACGAUGAUGCAGAAUCCACCAAAGCACCAUCAACUCCUCACUCAGAUACGACUGCUCCCCCAACACCAGGCAUCUCAGAAACUGCUUCCACUCCCUCGGCAAGCACACCUGGUGAGCGUCCUCAGCAGGGAGAGGAGACAGGGCAACCAGGGGGCCCUUCACCUGCCAGUGUGGCAGCAGCCCAGCCAUGUGCAGAGUUGGAAAACAGACUUCCCAGUAAUGAUUUCUCACAAGGAGCUCCAAACCCACAGACUUAUGCAAAUUCGGAGGUGGAUGAGCUCUCCAUAGAAACCCUUGCCAAAAGUGAAGAAGUGAAACUGGAAAAAGCUGAAUCAGAGCCAUGCCCGGGUCAAGAGGACACUAAAUUGGAGGAGCAAACUGGUAGCAAGGAAGCAGACACUGCAGCUGGUCCUGUCUCCUUGGUGCAGAGUCCUCCCCAUUUGGCUGGAGUCCAUGUUACCAAAGGAGAGUCAGGGAAUGAACUUCUAAAACACUUGUUGAAAAAUAAAAAAUCAUCUUCCCUUUUAAGUCAGAGAUCAGAGAGCAGUUUCUGUUCAGAAGACAACAGUGCAAAGGAUAACAAACUGGUAGACACACAGAACCCAGUGGAAGGAUUGCAAACUUUGGGGGCUCAAAUGCAAGGUGAUUUUGGAUGUGGCAACAACCAGUUGCCAAAAACAGAUGGAGGAAGUGAAAUCAAGAAACAGCGAAGCAAACGGACUCAGAGGACUGGGGAGAAGGCGGCACCUCGCUCAAAGAAAAGGAAAAAGGAUGAAGAGGAGAAGCAGACCAUGUACUCCAACUCCGACUCCUUCACCCAUCUGAAACAGCAGCUCUCUCUGCUCCCUCUAAUGGAACCGAUCAUUGGAGUGAACUUUGCGCACUUUCUUCCUUAUGGCAGUGGCCAAUUUAAUAGUGGGAAUCGACUUCUAGGAACUUUUGGCAGUGCCACCCUUGAAGGGGUUUCGGACUACUAUUCUCAGUUGAUCUACAAGCAGAAUAAUUUAAGUAAUCCUCCAACACCCCCUGCCUCUCUUCCUCCUACACCACCUCCUAUGGCUUGUCAGAAGAUGGCAAAUGGUUUUGCAACAACUGAAGAACUUGCUGGAAAAGCUGGAGUGUUGGUGAGCCAUGAAGUUACCAAAGCUCUAGGACCAAAGCCGUUUCCACUGCCCUUCCGGCCCCAGGACGACUUGCUGGCCAGAGCUCUUGCUCAAGGCCCAAAGACAGUCGAUGUUCCAGCAUCUCUCCCAACACCACCUCACAAUAAUCAGGAAGAAUUAAGGAUACAGGAUCACUGUGGUGAUCGGGACACUCCUGAGAGCUUCGUUCCCUCGUCCUCUCCUGAGAGUGUGGUUGGAGUGGAAGUGAGCAGGUAUCCAGAUCUGUCAUUGGUCAAGGAGGAGCCUCCAGAGCCAGUGCCAUCCCCCAUCAUUCCGAUUCUUCCUAGCACAACUGUGAAAAGUUCAGAAUCAAGAAGGAAUGACAUCAAAACUGAGCCAGGCACUUUAUUUUUUACAUCACCUUUUGGUUCAUCCCCAAAUGGUCCCAGAUCCGGUCUCAUAUCUGUAGCAAUUACCCUGCAUCCUACAGCUGCUGAGAACAUUAGCAGUGUUGUGGCUGCGUUUUCCGACCUUCUUCACGUCCGAAUUCCUAACAGCUAUGAGGUUAGUAAUGCUCCAGAUGUUCCAUCCAUGGGUUUGGUCAAUAGCCACAGAAUAAACCCAGGUUUGGAGUAUCGACAGCAUUUACUUCUUCGUGGGCCUCCACCAGGAUCUGCACACCCUCCCAGAUUAGCCAGCUCUUACCGGCUGAAGCAGCCUAAUGUACCAUUUCCUCCAACAAGCAAUGGUCUGUCUGGAUAUAAAGACUCUGGUCAUGGUAUUGCAGAAAGCACAGCACUCAGACCACAGUGGUGCUGUCACUGCAAAGUGGUUAUCCUUGGAAGUGGUGUGCGGAAAUCUUUCAAAGACGUGGCCUUCAUGAACAAGGAUUCUCGAGAUAGCACCAAGAGAAUGGAGAAGGACAUCGUCUUUUGUAGUAAUAAUUGCUUUAUUCUUUAUUCAUCAACUGCACAAGCAAAAAACUCAGAAAACAAGGAAUCCACUCCUUCGUUGCCACAGUCACCCACGAGAACGAUGCCAUCCAGAGUGUUUCACCAGUACAGCAACAACAUCUCCACACUGGGUGUGCACUGCCUCCCUCAGCUCCAGGAAGAAACUUCCCCCCCUCCUUCACCGCCCAUCACCUUCCCUCCGGCCUUUGAAGCAGCUAAAGUAGAAGCCAAACCCGAUGAGCUUAAGGUGACAGUCAAGCUGAAACCUCGGCUCAGGACUGUUCAUGGUGGGUUUGAAGACUGUAGGCCACUGAACAAAAAGUGGAGAGGAAUGAAAUGGAAGAAAUGGAGCAUUCAUAUUGUCAUCCCCAAGGGGACAUUUAAACCACCAUGUGAGGAUGAGAUAGAUGAGUUUCUGAAGGAAUUAGGCACUUCUCUUAAACCUGACCCUGUGCCCAGAGACUGUCGGAAGUGUUGCUUCUGCCACGGAGAAGGGGAUGGGCUGACAGACGGGCCUGCGAGGCUGCUCAACCUUGACUUGGACCUGUGGGUCCACUUGAAUUGUGCCCUGUGGUCCACAGAGGUCUAUGAGACGCAGGCUGGUGCCUUAAUAAAUGUGGAGCUAGCUCUGAGGAGAGGCCUACAGAUGAAAUGUGUCUUCUGUCACAAGACAGGCGCCACCAGUGGAUGUCACAGAUUUCGAUGCACCAACAUUUAUCACUUCACAUGCGCCAUUAAAGCACAAUGCAUGUUUUUUAAGGACAAAACUAUGCUUUGCCCCAUGCACAAACCAAAGGGAAUCCAUGAGCAAGAAUUAAGUUACUUUGCAGUCUUCAGGAGGGUCUACGUUCAACGUGACGAGGUGCGGCAGAUUGCCAGCAUCGUGCAGCGGGGGGAGCGGGACCACACCUUUCGUGUUGGGAGCCUCAUCUUCCACACGAUUGGUCAGCUGCUUCCUCAGCAGAUGCAGGCGUUCCACUCGGCUAAGGCUCUCUUCCCCGUGGGCUAUGAGGCCAGCCGCUUGUACUGGAGCACGCGCUAUGCCAACAGGCGUUGCCGCUACCUCUGCUCCAUUGAGGAGAAGGACGGGCGCCCAGAGUUCGUCAUCAGGAUUGUGGAGCAAGGCCAUGAGGACCUCGUCCUGAGUGACACAUCACCGAAAGGUGUCUGGGAUAAGAUCUUGGAGCCUGUGGCCAGUGUGAGGAAGACGUCUGAGAUGCUCCAGCUCUUCCCUGCCUACUUGAAAGGAGAAGACCUGUUUGGCCUGACUGUCUCCGCAGUGGCACGGAUAGCAGAAUCACUACCUGGGGUUGAGGCUUGUGAAAACUACACCUUCCGCUAUGGCCGGAAUCCACUCAUGGAACUCCCCCUUGCCGUUAACCCCACAGGUUGUGCCCGUUCUGAACCUAAAAUGAGUGCCCAUGUCAAGAGGUUUGUGUUAAGGCCGCACACCCUGAACAGCACCAGCACCUCAAAGUCCUUUCAGAGCACGGUUACUGGGGAGCUGAAUGCGCCUUACAGUAAGCAGUUUGUCCACUCCAAGUCAUCGCAGUACCGGAGAAUGAAGACCGAGUGGAAAUCCAAUGUGUAUCUGGCCCGGUCUCGCAUCCAGGGCCUCGGCCUGUAUGCUGCCCGGGACAUAGAGAAGCACACCAUGGUCAUCGAGUACAUCGGGACUAUCAUUCGAAAUGAAGUGGCCAACAGGAAAGAGAAGCUGUACGAGUCCCAGAACCGCGGUGUGUACAUGUUCCGUAUGGACAGUGACCACGUGAUCGACGCAACACUCACUGGAGGGCCUGCAAGAUACAUCAACCAUUCGUGUGCGCCUAAUUGUGUGGCCGAAGUGGUGACUUUUGAGAGAGGACACAAAAUCAUCAUCAGCUCCAAUCGGCGAAUCCAGAAAGGAGAAGAGCUCUGCUAUGACUACAAGUUUGACUUUGAAGACGACCAGCACAAGAUCCCGUGUCACUGUGGAGCGGUAAACUGCCGGAAGUGGAUGAACUGAAUGCAUUCCUUGCCAUCUCAGCGGGCGGCUUGUCCCUAGGAAGAGGCGACUCAACACACCAUUGGAAUUUUGCAGACAGAAAGAUAUUUUUGUUUUCUGUUUUUUAUGACUUUUGAAAAAUAGCUUCUGGGAUUCUGGUUUCCUCGGUCCUUGAGGUUAAGGAGGUGCAGGAGGAAGGGUGAGGGUUGAACAGAGGCACAGAUGGUCCAGCACUUUUGCUUGUUUUUCUUUUUCCUUUCUUUUCCUUCUUCUUUGUUUCCCUGUGGGUGGGUUUUGUUUUGUUUUGUUUUGUUUUUUGUUGUGUUUCCUUAAUCUCACUAAGGAGAAACUUACUGGGGCAAAGAGCCGAUGGCCACCCUGCCCCAGGGCAGGGGCCUCCUAUGAAUGUAAGACUGCAAUCACCAGCCAGGGCGUCCAGAGUGCUGGCCACGCCCCCUGCGGCAGGCCUCUGGUCGAGUGAAGUGGACACCACUGAACAGGAAUGUACUGAGAUGACUUCCUUAGGGAUAGAGCUAAGGGAUAAUAACUUGCACUAAAUACAUUUAAAUACUUGAUUCCAUGAGUCAGUUUAUUGUAGUUUUUGAUUUCUGUAAAAUAAGAGAAACUUUUUGUAUUUAUUAUUGAAUAAGUGAAUGAAGCUAUUUUUAAAUAAAAGUUAGAAGAAAGCCAAGCUGCUGCUGUUCCCUGCAGACUAACGGACCCUGUCACUUUGUACAAACAUGUAAAUAUUUUGAGAAAAAAAAUACAGUAUAAAAAUAGUUAUUGACCAAAUGCUACCAGGCUCUGCAGCAGCUCGGUGCUUAUAAAACGUCAUAGGGAUGUCACAAUAUAAUUUUGUCUUAUUAAAUAUGCCAUUAUAAUUACAUAACAACCAAAAUUUCAACCUGGAGUGUUUGGGCUUUUUUUGAAACUGCGGUCUAUUAAUACUUGUUUUAUACACCUAACUUCUGACUGAACAGAGUGUAUGCUAUGACUACAACUUUUAUAGCGGUUUUGGUAAUUUUAACUUUUUUUCACAUUAUAUUGUUGCAUCCCUACUUCUUCAGUCAGGUUUUUUGUGCUUACGAUUUGUGAUAACUGUGAAUAACUGCUCACAAAUACAUCCAAAUGGAGGCUGGACUUUUUCUUCAGCAAAAGUAGUUUUGAUUAGAAGUUUGUUUCAGAUCACAGAGAAUCAUGUACACAUAAUAGAAUCAUGUAGCAGGAACUUAACCUAACUUUAGCUUUCUAUUUAACACAAAAAUUUGAAAAAGAAAAAAAAGAGAGAGAUGAUCAUGCUCGCAUCUGCAGGACUCCGGCAAUAGGGUUUUUCGAAGAUGUAAUUUUAAAAUGUGUUUGUAUGAACUGUUUACAUUUCUUUAAUAAAAACACACACUGUUUUGUGUUUGCUUGUAGAACCUUAAUCAGCAUUUUGACCCAGGUAGCUUCUUGCUGUGUACCUCGGGUUCUGGUACUGACACUUCACAGCGUGGAGGAUGACGUCUGUGCACAGUCGCGUGGGCUGAGCUGUGCGCGCCAGUGCUGCGGGCCUCACCUGUCAUGUAUAUGGCAUGAUGUAUUUUUAUCUUACAGAAUAAAUCAAUUGUAUAUAUUUUUCUCUUGAUAAAUAGCUGUAUGAAAUUUGUUUCUUGAAUAUUUUUCUUCUAUUGUACAAAAUUCUGACAUCCUACCAGUAUUUGUCCUACCGGGUUUUUGUUGUUUUCUGUUAUGUAUAAUAGUAUCUGAUGUUGGCAAAAAUUGAAUUUUUUGAAGUAUACAGAGUGUUAUGGGUUUUGGAAUUUGUGGACACAGAUUUAGAAGAUCACCAUUUACAAAUAAAAUAUUUUACAUCUAUAA
Ictidomys tridecemlineatus (thirteen-lined ground squirrel) is the source of this 16910-nucleotide messenger RNA. Lineage: Eukaryota; Metazoa; Chordata; Mammalia; Rodentia; Sciuridae. The record is from RefSeq and is a predicted model, not a curated record.